Molecule: messenger RNA, 905 nt
Organism: Wickerhamiella sorbophila
Lineage: Eukaryota; Fungi; Ascomycota; Dipodascomycetes; Dipodascales; Trichomonascaceae
Product: Diphthine methyl ester synthase
Exons: 1
Coding region: 1-861 (286 amino acids)
Biological process (GO): protein histidyl modification to diphthamide
Molecular function (GO): diphthine synthase activity
Source: RefSeq, a predicted model, not a curated record
AUGCUCUAUCUUGUAGGCCUGGGUUUAUCGGAUGUUAAAGACAUCACAGUGCGCGGACUUGAGGUUGUAAAGGGUGCCAAGAGAGUGUACUUGGAGGCGUAUACCAGCAUUCUUAUGGCGGCUGAUGUGUCGAGUUUGGAAGAGUUUUACGGCCGAGAGGUGAUUGUUGCCGACCGCGAGUUGGUCGAAUCGGGAUCUGACCAGAUUCUAGAGGGCGCCGGUAAGGACGAUAUUGUAAUGCUUGUUGUUGGCGAUCCAUUUGGCGCAACCACUCAUACGGACUUGAUGUUGCGUGCCCGGGAGCUUGAAAUCAAGACUGAUGUCGUUCACAAUGCCUCGGUCAUGAAUGCAGUUGGUGCUUGUGGUGUGCAGCUUUACAACUUCGGGCAGACCGUCUCCCUUGUUUUCUUCACUGAGAACUGGCGUCCUGAUUCUUUCUACGACAAGAUUAUGGAGAACCGCCGUCUCGGCUUGCACACGCUGCUGCUUCUCGAUAUCAAAGUCAAAGAACAGAGCUUGGAAAACAUGGCCCGUGGUCGUCUAAUUUAUGAGCCUCCUCGCUAUAUGGAUAUCCGGACUGCUGCUGAGCAGCUGCUGGAAAUCGAAGAGAAGCGUGAAGAAAAGUGCUAUACUCCAGAAACACCCUGUAUUGCCAUCAGCCGCCUUGGCUCACCUACUCAGAAAUUUGCCGCCGCAACCCUUGCUGAAAUGGCAGAAUACGAUAGCGGUGAGCCCUUGCAUUCGCUUGUUAUUCUGGGUAACCGCAUUCACGAGCUUGAGAGCGACUAUUUCAUGCAAUGGGCGAUCAAUGAGUCUACUUUGAAAUCAGCACUUGUUGAGGACGGUAAAUUGCACAAAUAAAUAAUCAAAAAAACAUAAACACUAAUAAAAACUGUCCUGCCAGC